Messenger RNA from Candida albicans SC5314, 1914 nucleotides. RefSeq names its product Aap1p (gene AAP1). Gene Ontology annotation, cellular component: membrane. Gene Ontology annotation, molecular function: amino acid transmembrane transporter activity. Gene Ontology annotation, biological process: amino acid transmembrane transport. The record is from RefSeq and is a predicted model, not a curated record. NCBI's taxonomy places the organism in Eukaryota, Fungi, Ascomycota, Pichiomycetes, Serinales, Debaryomycetaceae. Bases 1 to 1914 code for a protein of 637 amino acids. The transcript has a single exon.
AUGAUAUCUAUAGAUAACGCAAACACUGGGAGAAGAUCUACUUUAUCAUCCACCAUUUCCUCGUUUGAUGCAGAUAGGUCAUUGUACAAUUCAACAACAUCAAGUACUGGGUCUACCAGCUCUUCUCCAUAUCCCAGAUCUUAUCAUCCACGAGACCUCCUCAACAGUUUUAUAGAUUCAUUUAAAGAAUUCGAUUACUCAACUUUACCACCAGUUUAUAACAAUAUUACCGACCAGGAAAGUCAACUUCAACUCAAUCCUGCUAAUCCAAAUUUCGACUAUUCUCAUUUCACACAAUUAGAAAGAGAUGCAUUGAUUACUGCAAGCUCACCAUUGUCCAAACGAUUGAAAACAAGACAUUUGACAUGGAUAUCAUUAGGUGCAUCAAUUGGAAGCGGUCUACUUAUAUCUUCUGGUAGCUCAUUGGCCCAUGCUGGACCCUUGGGUUUAUUGAUUGUAUGGAUUUUUGUUGGGUCGGUUAUAUUUGCAACCAUGUCAAGUUUAGCAGAACUAGCCACUGCAUUCCCAGUGAGUGGUUCAUUUACAACAUAUGUUACUUUAUUCGUUGAUAAAUCAAUAAGUUUUGCCAUAGCAUGGAAUUACGCACUACAGUGGCUAGUAACAUUUCCGUUACAAUUAGUUGCUGCUUCUCUUGCCAUUGAGUAUUGGACAAUCAAAAUUCACCCAGCAAUAUUUGUCACCAUCUUUUAUGUCUGUAUUGUUUUUAUCAAUUUAUUUGGAGUCUACGGCUAUGCAGAAAUUGAAAUGGUAGUUAGUAUUAUAAAAGUAAUUGCUGUGAUUGGAUUCAAUAUUUUGGCAAUCAUAAUUGUUACUGGUGGCGUCCCUGGACAACCAUAUAUUGGUGCCAAAAAUUGGCAGGGUCCACAAGGGGGACUAUUCAAUACAAUUGAACCAUUCAAACAAAUGUGUUAUAUAGUAUCCAAUGUUGCGUUUGCCUAUGGUGGUGUGGAAUUGUUCGGAUUGGCAGCUGUGGAAACGGCAUCGCCUAAAAAAUCAAUCAAUCGUGCCAGAAAACAAAUUUUUUAUCGACUCAUGGUGUUUUAUAUUUUGUCCAUUGUUAUGAUUGGAUUUGCUGUAUCUUAUAAAACCCCUGAAUUACAAGAUAGUGGUGCUUUUGGUACUGAUAUCAAUGCUUCACCUUUUGUUAUUGCCAUCAAGCAAGCGAAAAUAAAGGCAUUGCCGUCAAUAAUGAAUGGGGCAGUUAUUCUUACAGUGCUUUCUGUUGGAAAUGCCUCUGUAUAUGCAUCUACAAGAGUCCUUUGCGCUAUUGGGGCAUUACAACAGGGCCCAAAGUUUUUGAGCUUUAUCGAUAGAAGUGGACGUCCAAUGGGGUGUUUGAUAGUUCAAUUUGCCUUCGGAUUAUUAGCUUACUUGAUUUGUAUACCAGGCAAAAAUGUUCCAGCACAGAUUUUUGAUUGGCUAUUGAGUUUGUCUGGCUUAAGUGCUUUAUUCACUUAUAUAUCAAUUAAUGUUUGUCAAUUGCGAUUCAAUUGUGCUUUGAAACAUCGAGCAAGGAUACCCAAAGACGAAUUGUUGUACGUGUCACCAUUAUGGUGCUCGUGGUAUGGAAUAUUCGCCAUAAUAGCAAUAUUGGCAUUACAAUUCUGGGCCGCUUUGUUUCCACCUGGCGCAGGAAAAGCUGACGUCGAAAGCUUUUUCAAGAUAUAUCUUGGUGGUCCUAUAUUAUUCUUGUGCUGGUUAGGUCAUAAAUUGUACUCUUAUUGGUAUUUGAAUGUGCCUUUAACCAAGUUCUGGUUGACCGUUGACGAGAUAGACAUCGAUACUGGUAGAAGACAAAUCGAUUUGGAAACUAUAAAACAAGAAAUCGCAGAAGAAAAAAUCGUCAUGGAAAGCAAACCGUGGUGGUAUAGAUUAUAUAAAACUUUUUGUUAG